Messenger RNA from Chelonoidis abingdonii (Abingdon island giant tortoise), 1692 nucleotides. RefSeq names its product formimidoyltransferase cyclodeaminase (gene FTCD). Lineage: Eukaryota; Metazoa; Chordata; Testudines; Testudinidae. The record is from RefSeq and is a predicted model, not a curated record. Gene Ontology annotation, molecular function: folic acid binding; transferase activity.
CUGAACAGCCCAGUGCGGCCAGGCCAAGGUAUCCCCCUGGCAGGAACGGAACCAGCACAAUGUCCAGACUAGUGGAAUGUGUCCCCAACUUUUCCGAGGGCAAUAACAAAGAGGUAAUCGAUGCCAUUGGUGAGGCUAUCUCUCAGACACCGGGGUGCAUCCUGCUGGAUGUGGAUGCCGGGCCGUCCACCAAUCGGACAGUCUACACCUUUGUGGGGAGUCCAGAUGCCGUUGUCGAGGGGGCUCUGUGUGCAGCCAGAGUGGCUUUUCAGCUCAUUGACAUGGGCAAGCACAGAGGAGAACAUCCCCGGAUGGGUGCCCUAGAUGUCUGCCCUUUCAUCCCAGUGAGGAAUGUCACCAUGGAAGAAUGCAUUCGCUGUGCCAAUCUGUUUGGGCAGCAAUUGUCAGUGGAGCUGGGUGUGCCUGUGUAUCUGUAUGGAGAAGCAGCACGGAAGGAGAGCAGGAAAUCUCUGCCAGCAAUCCGAGCCGGGGAAUAUGAAGCCCUCCUUGAAAAGCUCACAAAGGCCGAGUGGGUUCCUGAUUUUGGCUCUGCGUCCUUUGUUCCAAGAUGGGGAGCCACAGUCACUGGUGCACGCACAUUCCUCAUUGCAUACAACAUCAACCUCCUAUGCACAAAGGAGCUGGCGCAUCGGAUUGCUCUCAACAUCCGGGAGCAAGGCCGCGCGAAGGACCAGCCUGGGCGUUUGAAGAAGGUCCAAGCCAUGGGCUGGUACUUGGAUGAGGAGAAUAUUGCCCAGGUUUCUACAAACCUGCUGGACUUUGAAAUCACCUCCCUCCACACAGUCUAUGAGGAGGUCUGCAAAGAUGCACGGGAGCUGAGCCUGCCCGUGGUGGGCUCCCAGCUGGUGGGGCUUGUCCCUAAGAAGGCCAUGCUUGAUGCAGCGGAGUAUUACAUUCAGAAAGAAAACCUCUUCAUCCUAGAGGAGGAACAGAAAAUCAGACUGGUAGUCAGCCGGCUGGGCCUGGAUUCCUUGUCUCCAUUUAACCCCCAGGAGCGCAUUAUUGAGUACCUGGUGCAGAGUGGUCAGGCAGAUGGAGGUUUGGUGUCCAAGUCACUCCACAUGUUUGUGCGUGCUGUUGGUGCGAGGUCAGCAGCUCCCGGGGGAGGAUCGGUGUCUGCAGCAAUGUCUGCUCUGGGGGCAGCUCUGGGCUGCAUGGUGGGCCUGAUGUCCUACGGGAAGCGUCAGUUUGAGGCGCUGGAAUUGGUCAUGAGGAAGCUGAUCCCUCCGUUCCAUCAGGCCAUGAAUGAGCUGAUCGUCAUGGUGGACACAGACUCUCUUGCUUUCAGCAGUUACAUGGACGCAAUGAAGCUGCCUAAGAACACGCCAGAAGAGAGAGAGAAGCGCACAGCUGCUAUGCAGCAGGGGCUGAAGAAGGCUGUAGGUGUCCCCUUCUCGCUGGCGGAGAAAGUGAACGCCUUGUGGCCCAUGUUAAAAGAGAUGGCUCAGUACGGGAACCUCGCCUGCAAAUCAGAUCUCCAGGUGGCGGCUAAAGCGCUGGAAGCAGGAGUGUUUGGUGCCUAUUUCAAUGUGGUGACUAACCUGAAAGAUGUAACAGAUGAAGCCUUCAGGAAGGAGAUGCACGGCAGAGUCUCCAGCUUCUUGGCGGAGGCCCAGCAGAGCGUGGAGUUGGUACUGGAGCUGCUGGAAAGCCGGGGGCAGUGAAGGGGGG